Molecule: messenger RNA, 1404 nt
Organism: Lichtheimia ornata
Lineage: Eukaryota; Fungi; Mucoromycota; Mucoromycetes; Mucorales; Lichtheimiaceae
Product: argininosuccinate lyase
Exons: 4
Coding region: 1-1404 (467 amino acids)
Cellular component (GO): cytosol
Molecular function (GO): argininosuccinate lyase activity
Source: RefSeq, a predicted model, not a curated record
AUGAGCUCAAGCGACGCACCAAAAAAGUUAUGGGGUGGCCGAUUCACUGGCGCUGUUGACCCUCUCAUGGACGCAUUCAACGCCUCCAUUCACUUUGACAAGCGCAUGUACGCUGCUGACCUUGUGGGUUCCAUGGCUUAUAGCAAGGCUUUGGCCAAGAACAACAUUAUCACUGAGGAAGAACGUGACACUUUGGUGAAGGGUUUACAACAAGUCAUGGAUGAAUGGCAAGCCAACAAGUUUGAAAUCAAGGCUGGAGACGAGGAUAUCCACACUGCCAACGAGCGUCGUUUGGGUGAAAUCAUUGGUCCUCUUGCUGGCAAAUUGCACACUGGUCGUAGCCGUAAUGAUCAAGUCGCUACCGAUAUGCGUUUGUGGUUGCGUGAUGAAGCUUCUGCUCUCUUGGCUCAUCUUAAGGAACUCAUCGCUGUUACCGUUGCUCGUGCCGAAAAGGAAAUCGAUGCCUUGCUUCCUGGUUAUACUCAUUUACAACGUGCUCAACCUAUUCGCUGGUCUCACUUUUUGCUCUCAUACGCUUGGUUGUGGCAUGCUGAUGCUGAACGUCUUGAACAAUUGAUUGAGCGUCUCAAUGUCCUUCCUCUUGGCUCUGGUGCUCUUGCAGGCCACGCUUUUAACAUUGAUCGCGAAUUCCUUGCCAAGGAACUUGGUUUCCGUGGUAUCAUCAACAACUCUCUCUAUGCUGUCAGUGAUCGUGAUUUCGUCGCCGAAUUCUUGUUCUGGGCCAGUUUGACCAUGGUUCACAUUUCUCGUAUUGCUGAGGAUCUCAUCAUUUACUCUUCCAGCGAGUUUGGUUUCGUCAAGCUUGCUGAUGCUUACAGUACUGGUUCCAGCUUGAUGCCCCAAAAGAAGAACCCUGAUAGUUUGGAAUUAUUGCGUGGCAAGAGUGGCCGUGUCUUUGGUGGUAUGUCUGGUUUCAUGAUGUCGUACAAGGGCAUCCCUAGCACCUACAACAAGGAUCUUCAAGAGGAUAAGGAGCCUAUGUUUGAUGCUGCCGAUACACUCUCUGGAUCCCUUCAAAUUACCGCUGGCGUGUUGAGCACUAUGCAGAUCUUCCCUGAACGUAUGCGUGGCGCUCUUAGUGCUGACAUGUUGGCUACCGAUCUUGCCGAGUACCUCGUCCGCAAGGGUGUUCCUUUCCGUGAAACUCACCACAUUUCUGGUGCUGCUGUCAAGAUGGCUGAGGAUCGUGGUACCUCUUUGGAUACCUUGACUGUUGAAGAUCUCAAGACAUUGCACCCCUCCUUUGCUGAUGAUGUUGCCAAUGUUUGGAGCUACGAGACAAGCAUUGAUAACCGCACUGCUCCCGGUGGUACUAGCAAGCCUGCCGUUCUUGAUCAAAUCCAAAAGCUUCAAGCAUGGCUGGCCCAAGGCAAAAAGCUUUAA